This is a messenger RNA of Ooceraea biroi (clonal raider ant), 3649 nucleotides long. RefSeq names its product Nuclear hormone receptor HR96 (gene Hr96). Gene Ontology annotation, biological process: positive regulation of transcription by RNA polymerase II; cell differentiation; negative regulation of transcription by RNA polymerase II. NCBI's taxonomy places the organism in Eukaryota, Metazoa, Arthropoda, Insecta, Hymenoptera, Formicidae. Gene Ontology annotation, molecular function: nuclear receptor activity; RNA polymerase II cis-regulatory region sequence-specific DNA binding; zinc ion binding. The record is from RefSeq and is a predicted model, not a curated record.
UGGCGAAAUGAGUGGAUCGUACGACGGAUUUGUGCGCACCACCCCGUUAACUACCGAUAAGUGAGCCGUCAAUUGAGCGCGUCAUUCGGUUCGGUCACUUAAGGAGCUUUUGUAGGCGCGAGUCCGGAGGGCGUUGUACUGCCGCCGACGGUGGAAGAUGUCGUGAGCGAUAAACAGUCGCGACCUGGCUCCCGACGGGCACGACGGUCAGGAUGCGAUAGACGAUGUUGACGUGAGUCACGGCGAUGCCUCAGUAGCGCGGAGAGGGACGAUGCUGCCGUCUGCGUUAGAUAAGCCGCGCUAAUCGCCGCUCGCGGGGACGCCAAGCACCAGAAGCGAUGGACGAUGAACAGCCAGCGAGGGAGGCCAACAAGAUCUGCGGAGUCUGCGGCGACCGGGCGCUCGGCUACAACUUCAACGCCGUCUCCUGCGAGAGCUGCAAGGCCUUCUUCAGGAGGAACGCGCUCAAGAACAAGGACUUUAGAUGUCCCUUUACGGAAAACUGUAACAUCACACCUGUGACUAGACGCUUCUGCCAAAAGUGUCGCCUGGACAAGUGCUUUAGUAUUGGUAUGCGCAAGGAAUAUAUCAUGUCCGAGGAGGAUAAGGUCCUGAAGCGCAAGAAAAUUGAGAAGAAUCGCGCGAAGAAACGAUCUCAAUCCGACAAUGGCAAAGCGUCGAAGAUCAAGAAGAACUCCAUGGACGAUUGCACGCUCGAGGACACGUCAAUGUCGGUCAACUCGGUGGCGUCAACGAUGUCAGAGACGUAUUUCUGGGAGUCUGACAGAAAAUACGCGGACCUGGAUGGCAACAGGCAAAACGUGGUCGAAAGUAUGAGUCCGGUGACAGCAGCCAGUGUGCCGAGUCCUUCGAGUCCACCUGAGAGCACGAAUAUCGCGGAAACGAAGACUCUAGACAUGUUGAAGGAGUCCUCUCAUGGCUUGAGACCUAAUCUUGCGAGCCGCGCGAGGUUCGGCAGCUAUUUCAACGCGACGCAGUCUCAGACCGCGGAGAAGGACAGAAGCUUCUCUACAAAUUCGGGGAAGUACGGCGAGCAGAGUGCGUUGCAAUUUAGUCCCGAGUUUGUGAACGUAAACGGCGAGCCGUCGAGGUACAGCUCCCCGUUCGAGGAGAACGCGUCCGACUACUCGAAAUUCGAGCAAAGUCGCGAGCAAGACUCCCUCGCGGGAUACGCGAACCGUGCGUCGAACGUCGCUGCAAGCCAGCCCGGUGUGAACGCACCGUCGUUACACGCGCAGCUCGUAAAGGAGGAGGCGACGAUGUGCCAGAAACCAAAGGAAACCUGUUCCAGCGGAAACAGCCUGCUUGCCAAGUUCAAGCAGGAUCCCAGAUUGCUCACCAAGUUCAUCAGUAGUCCGAAUUUAGUCGCGAAAAUCUUUCAAGAUCAGAGGAUGUUAAUGAAAAUUAUGGCGGAUCCCGAUAUGGUCACGUGCCUGGCGGCGGAUCCGCACAUGACGCGGUUCUUGCAGGAGAACGACGCGACCGACACGGCCGACGAGUUCGAUCGCGGCGACAAGACGGAAAGCCGGUCGAGGGAGGUGCCGAUGAACGAUAGUGAUUUAGAUAGCGCCGCUAGGCACGCGGCAAAGUCGAAAGGAAGUCACGUGGAGAAUCCGAUCCUCACGGAUUUGAUUACCAAUCGUAACGCCGAGGAGUGCAAGAAUCAAAAUUUAGAACCUAGUGCCAGCACAGACUGGAAUAAAAAUACGGCCGACGUUACCAGAGACGUUCUUCAGGAUGUUCAAAGGAUACCGAUUGCCGCUAAUUCUAUAGAGUCGAUCUUGUGCGAGGCGAUCAAGCUGGAAUACUCAGCGUUUUCGAGCUUCGGCGGUAACCAAAGUAGUAGAGAAUUAAAUGACGCCGAGAGAGCCAAGUUAAACGAACUGAUAGUUGCUAAUAAAGCGUUAUUAGCUCCAUUAGACGAUGACAUAACGAAUUUAGUCGACGAGGAAUGUAAAUUCAAGAAUAAUUUCGGGCAAUCCGAUCCGAUGCUGUUGGACGUGAUAAAUCUAACGGCCAUAGCGAUUAGGCGCUUAAUAAAAAUGUCGAAGAAGAUAAACGCUUUCAAGAAUAUGUGCCAGGAGGAUCAGCUGGCGCUGCUGAAGGGCGGUUGCACGGAAAUGAUGAUUCUGAGAUCGGCCAUCAAUUACGAUCCGGAUAAAGACAUGUGGAAGAUACCCCACAGCCAAGAGAGCAUGUCGAGUAUCAAAGUGGACGUUCUGAAAGAAGCGAAGGGAAAUCUGUAUGCGGAGCAUGCGAGAUUCGUUAGGACAUUUGAUCCACGGUGGCGGGACGAAAAUAUCAUUUUGAUUUUAAGCGCAAUUGCCUUGUUUACGCCGGACAGACCGAGAGUCGUGCAUGGCGACGUCAUUAAAUUGGAGCAAAAUUCAUACUACUAUCUCCUCAGACGGUAUCUGGAGAGCGUUUAUCCCGGUUGCGAGGCCAAGUCCACGUUUCUCAAGUUAAUUCAAAAGAUUUCCGAGCUCCACAAACUGAACGACGAGGUCGUAGGGGUUUACUUGAACGUCAAUCCAUCCAGCGUGGAGCCGCUGCUCAUAGAGAUAUUCGAUUUAAAGCACUGAUAAUUAGCUUCUACUAUAAAGUCACGAGUUUCCAUUCUGUAUGUGUAACGUAAACGCAAGAGCUAUAAUAUAUUCCCCAAGUCAAAGACAUCACUAGCCGUACGUAUCGCCGAUUUAAAUAUUUAUGAAAAUUAUGACUGUUGUAAAAUAAGACCUCGACUGCAUUGCCUCUUUGUAUAAACUGAACUAUAUAUAUAGCAAUAAGAUUUUAAACUUAAAAAUUUUCGACCGCGAUGGAAUGAAGACUACGUACAUAGGGCAUAAAAUAGUUUAGCGUAAAACUAUUGAAAAUGUAGAAAUCAACAGCCAAUUACGUACUUUGCAUUUCACGUAAUGCAAAAAUCGAUACCGGUAUCUGUCACGAUCCUAGUAGCAAAGUGGAAUGUAUUCACGUGAGCGCACGCUGGUUCGCCGAAGCGAGUACACUGGUCAAAGAGGACGCUAAUACGGUACGAGUACCAUAACAAUUAACAAUAGAGCAAUAUAUUUCGCUUCGUAAUAAGCGCACGUUAUAUCGUUAAAUGUCUUGCGAAAUAUUUUUUGAACUCUGUAUCACUCUCGUCGCGAGAAUAAACAUGCGCGUACAACGAUAACAUAAUAAUUCCUAGGUGGCUGUUCAAUUUCACUUUCACACUUUAUUGAGAGAGAGACAAAGAGAUAUAUGUAUAUAUAUUUUUUUUAACACGUGGAUUGUGUCAAAUUUUACAUUUUAAGCAAGUACGUAUAAUUUGUACGACAAGGCCUCCUGCAUUCACACACAAAUUUAGAAUUUACACACACACACACACACACAUAUAUAUAUAUAUAUAUAUGCAGAUUAUAAAUGUCGCGUUGAAAGUGCUUUGAAGAAUAUCUCGGAAAAAAAGAACGAGAUUUCAAUGCAAACUUUACCAUAUGAAUUGUAAUAGUUUAAUUUAUGGCCAGAGUAUAUGUAUGUAAAUGAGAGAGUAAGAAGGUAUACACUCGUAUGCGUGUACGUGUUGGUUGUUGCAAUGUACACGAGAUAAAUUGUGAUAUUCCGAUAUAAAUAUAUUUUUUGAAAAAUA